Aureobasidium vineae is the source of this 2910-nucleotide messenger RNA. The record is from the annotation of a GenBank genome assembly. NCBI's taxonomy places the organism in Eukaryota, Fungi, Ascomycota, Dothideomycetes, Dothideales, Saccotheciaceae.
AUGCAAUGCAACAAACCCGCCGUGCGCGUCCUUGGUGACUGCGUGAUUUGCGGGAACCAUUUCUGCGUUGAACAUCUCCAGGAACCUUUCCAUGCUUGCCCCUCCCUCAAGGAUGGUGAUCUCUACUAUCAGCGGCUUACUGAGGCAGAGGAUAACGAGCUUGCGCAGUUACUCCGCCGAAUCGACUUUGAGCAACUCGGAGCAAGAGCAAGUUCCGUACGCAACGGAAUUCCGUGUCGAGUCGAAAUGCCUUUGAACGGAAGAGAUACAAGGUAUCUCAUGAUGGGAGGUAUGAACCUUCACGUGAGAAUUAUCUUCGAAGACAAGAUUACUUGGAUAGCCCGUAUCCGUCGGUCCAAUGCGACAUCGCCGCCACCACAAUUACGAGAUCGCAUUCUUAAGAGUGAGAUUCAGACGCUGCUUUUCCUCGAGAAAACCAACAUACCCACACCGAAGGUAUGGGGCUAUGCUCUAGAGGGACAAGAGAACCCUGUUGGAGUCGGCUACAUACUCAUGGACUGUAUGCCAGGCAAGGUCCUCGAUUGGUCUUCAGCAUCCCAGGAAAGAAAGAGGAAGAUCAUCGCACAGCUUGCGGAUAUCUACAUCGAGCUGCGCAAACAUUCAUUCUCGAUGAUCGGUGCCAUAGAGCAGGCCGACGAGAAACGUGUGGGUCCCCUUGCUCGAGAAUGCCUGACUGAUUUUGCAAGCUCCGACAUCAGGCCCCUAGGCCCCUUCGCAAAUCUGCAAGACUAUUACAGAGCCUCGAUUGGACUACUGCUAGAUCUCAUCCAUCGCGAAGAGAUUUACACGGAUAGCCCAACAGACAUGUACUUGCUCUAUAGAGACCUGUACGAGAUUGUGCCAGAAUUAUACCCUGAGACGGCAGCGGCUCAUGUGGAGACAUAUCUGAAGCACGCCGACGACAAAGGAAGCCACGUUCUUGUUGAUGAUGAAAUGAACAUUACCGGAGUCAUCGACUGGGAAUGGGCUUAUACAACAGCGGAGCGCGUGGCAUUCAUUUCUCCAAUGCUGCUUCUCCCUGUUUCAGACUUCUUCAAGGGACAAGGCGUGAUUGGUGAGGAAGAAGAGCUGUUCGCCAAGUGCUUAGAAGAAAAAGGCGUCGAAGAUAUGGCGAAGUUUUUGUUGAUCAGCGCAAAAACAGAUUUUGAUGUUCCUCGAAAGCCGACAAAGUCGACAAAUUCGACGAUUAUCGCCAAGCUGCGCGUGCACCGGCCGCUCAUGCAGGCAUCUUAUCAGUCCGCGCCUCGCAUUUCCUCUUCUAGCUUAUUGCCUAAAGCUAGCAGGAGGCAGGAGGGCCCGCCAGCCUUGGCGGCCGUCACAUUGACACUUGGCAUCCGCGAGUCCACGCCCUUAACACUAGCCAGAUUGGAACCGAAUCAUCACACAGAGAACUUCUCUGCAUUCAUGGCGAACAUCCUCCAGCUAGGAAAACGCAGCUGGCUCGCGUGUAUGCGAAUCCGGAGCUCCGUCGGAUUCAUCACACUGACCGUCUCACUCGCCGUUUUCACUGAUAUCUUCCUCUACGGUGUGCUAAUACCAGUCAUUCCCUUCGUCCUGACAUCCAGGAUUGGUCUGGAAGAAACGGAAGUUCAGAAAUGGGCAUCUGUCUCAUUGGCUGUCUACGGCGCUGCCAUGUUCUGCGCAUCGCCAAUUUGCGGAUGGGCUACAGACCAUGUCCGCUCACGUCGCACUUUCCUGCUUGUCGGCUUGGUUGCACUAGGUGCAGCUACGUCGUUACUGCUUGUCGCAAGGAGUCUGACUCUUAUCAUCAUUGCCAGGGCUUUGCAAGGCAUCAGUGCUGCAGUAGUCUGGGUCGCGGGGCCCGCGCUUCUAGCGGACAGUGUUGAUCCUGACCAGAUCGGUUACUUCAUGGGUUUCAUAGGAGACUCAAUGGGACUGGCGAUUAUUGCAGCGCCGGCGGUAGGAGGAGUAAUCUUUGAGAGGAUUGGGUACAACGCGUUGUUCUACGUCUGCCUCGGUCUGAUAGGUCUCGAUGUGCUGUCUCGUCUGUUGGUCAUUGAAAAGGAGCGAGCUCGAGAAAUCGAUGUUCAACACGGUAGAGACGAGCCUGAUGUCGUGUACGGAAGCGAAAUCACCGCUGCGAAGCAAGAGAAGCCAUCGCUAUCACCAGUACAGAAGCUCGCAUACGACAAGAAAGCUUCUGCGGUAUCCACGAUCUCGGAUGAGGAUGCUUGUGGGACUGUGACGGAUACAAACGACUGGAGAGGUCAUUUAGGGCCCUUACUCGCCCUUGUGCGCUCAUCCCGCUUGGCUGCCGAUCUUUUGGGCUGUUUGGUUCAGGCUACACUUUUCACCUCGUUCGAAUCCAUCCUCCCACUCCAGAUGCACGAAACUUUCCGAUGGGGAUCACUUGAGGUCGGUUUGAUCUUCCUCCCCUUGACCUUACCCUCUCUCACAUCCCCUCUAAUCGGCUGGUUGACCGACCGUUAUCAUGCCAGGUGGCCUUGCAUCAUAGGUUUCACUCUCGCAGCACUAUCACUUUUCUCGCUCCGUUUCGUGAUAAACGACACAACGAGAGACAAAGUUCUGCUUUGCUCUCUGGUCGCCAGCGUCGGCCUAGCACUGACACUUGUCCUCAUACCAUUGAUGGCAGAUAUCAUCCUCACUGUCAACGAAUUAGAGGCAAAAGGACAGCUAGGACCCUGCACAGGUGGUGCAUAUGGCCAGGCAUAUGCCUUGUUCAACAUGUCGUACGCAGCUGGAUCGGCCGCAGGACCCCUUCUGGCUGGUAUGGUGAGAGCACGUAUGGGCUGGGGAGCUACCACGUUGAUCCUCUGUUGUCUAAGUGGGGCAAGUAUCAUACCCAUGGCAUUUUGGGCGGGUGCUUCUAGACCCUUGGAAGUCGAGAAAUCCGAGAGCGCUGCCUAA